Messenger RNA from Thlaspi arvense, 2947 nucleotides. Lineage: Eukaryota; Viridiplantae; Streptophyta; Magnoliopsida; Brassicales; Brassicaceae. The record is from the annotation of a GenBank genome assembly.
AUGUCUGUAUUUUCGAUUUUCGCGAAUUUUUUCUUUUGCAGGGGGAUUGUUUUAGAGCCUCGUUGUCCCAGAAGCGUCGAUGGGAUUAGCAUUGACCCUGAGCCUAACUGGAAUUUCGAUAGCUUAGUCUCUGAGAUCGAGUCUGUUGAGAAGAAGCUCAAUGCCUUUUCGAAGUUUCCCCAACCAUUCAUUAAGAAAACCUUACGGAUGGGAAGGAGUGGUAGAGGGGGAUUUGUGAUGCGUAUAUCAGAAGAUGAGAUGGAGAGUGAUGAAGAUGAAGAGAGUGGUGAAGAAGAAGAAGAAGAAAACCAUAGUCAAAUUUGUACAAAAGGGAAACGUUUUGCCUGUGAUGAGCUAUACUUGAGUGAUGAAUCUGACGAUGAGUUUGACUGUGAACCUGAGCCCCUUUUGAUGAGUAAGAUGGGUGUGGCUGAGAAUGUCCUAUAUGAGGUGAUCAACGACCAACAAAUCGAAGUUAAGGAAGAUAUUAGGAGUCAAGUGUCGGUUGUUGAAGCAGAAAUAAUGAACGAGAUUGAAACAUCUCGCUCUGCAAUAGCUAGGGUCGAAAAGUAUAGUGAAACUAGAAAAGAAGUUGAACGGAAACUGGAUCUUCAAUAUCAACGAAAAGUUGCUGAAGCACUUGAUACCCAUCUGACUGCAGUCCAACGUGAUCAUGAAAUUAAAUCGCAAAUAGAAGAAAGAAAAUUAAGGAGCGAGGAAGCUCAGGAGGAGGCCAGGAGGCGAGAAAGGGCACAUCAAGAAGAGAAAAUACGUCAAGAAAAAGCUCGUGCAGAGGCUGAACUAGCAAAAAUCAGAGCUGAAGAAGCAAAGAAAGAAGUUGAGAGAAAGGUAGCCAAAGAAGCAGCUGAAAAGGAAGUAGCAGAUCACAAAGCUGCUGAACAAAAACUUGCGGAAGAGAAGGCUGUGAAAGAUAGAGUUAGUGUUGCUAGUAGUUCAGCUACAACGAAUGCUCAACCUGGGGGUAAAUCAAUCCAAGCUGCAGAAAGUGCUUUGACAUUGGAGAAGCUCAGAUUGAAGAAGCUCGAAGAGUUAGAAGCAAUGAACCAAUCGCUAAAAUCACGUUCAAAUGAGGACUUUAGCAGCUUUGAAAAGCAUAUUGCAAGGGCGAUAAAGCAAAUAAGGGGGACAAAGGAGAAUGUAAGUACGAAAAGCAGCGAAAUUGUCAAAAUAUUGAAAGACCCUCGUUGUCCGGUGUCCAUCAGUAUUGCAACUUUUGCGAAGAAGAUCGUCUCCGCUAAAGAUCCUUUUGCAGGCAGCUACGUCAUUGUUUACGUCACCUCACAGUUUCCACAAGCUAUGGAUAUUCUUCUUGCUGAAUUCCACAAAGCUUGCAUUUACACUGUCCCGAAGCAUAUUGUUAACUCACAGUCAGCUUGGGACACAGACGCAUAUCAACGCCUAGAUUCCAUAAUGAGACUCUACGGUGCACUUGUCCAGACCGAUGUUCGUGGCGGCAAUGUCACUAACAUUCAUGGGAUUGAACAUGGAUGGGCUUGGUUUGCCCGGUUCCUUAACAAAAUCUCAGCCAACAACAGAGUUACCGCAACUGCCUUAAAUGCAUUUCUCCAGACGGCAGGGUUUGGUCUUCAUCAGAGGUACAAAUCUCAGUUCUUGAAAAUUCUGAGCAUUGUCAGAGAUCAUUUCUUGCCGAAACUGCGUGCGAAAAAGGACACGUCGGAUCUACAAGCGAUCAUACUCGAUAUCGCGACGUACAUAGAGGACCGGAUGUAUCUUAAGGAACCUGAAGGAAGAACUCUGAAGGCGAAUACUUUGUCGGCGGAGUUUACUGCUGAAGUAGAUCAGCAGAGCAACAACAAUCAGCAUUACCAGAGGAAUUAUUACGGAGGCUAUUAUUGAUUGAUGUAUCUCUUUCGUCAUAUAGAAGAAACCUAUCUCAAUUUUCCUUUACACUGUUGUAACAAAUGAUAACAGUAUCACAUCAAUAUUUGAAAAAUCAAACAUGCUAUCUCUUUAUUGAGUAUUUUUGUUUCAUUUUAAGACUCAGUGGUGAAGAACUGGAACGAGUUCAAGAGCUGCUUUCUUGCUGAGAGUGAUCACUCCGGUUUCUUCCAAGACGAUCGUUUUUCCCACUGGCAAUCCCCAGUCGAAGAAGUAGAGCAGAUUCAUCAGUCCCAAUUCCACUGUGGCCUUCCUCAUCUCCGGACAGAUUUUCUGGCCAGAACCAAACGGUAAAAGCUCAAAGUCUAGUCCCCUGUAAUCUCUCGAACUGUCGAGAAACCUGUCGGGAUUAAACUCAUCUGGGUUUGUCCAGAGGUUUGGAUCGCGUGCCAUCGCGUAGACGUUGAUGAUGAUCAUGGCUUCCUCGGGGAUAUCAUAGCCUUGGAUCUUCGCGACUCCAGACAAUGUCUCUCUAUGUGGCAAAAUUGGAACUGGUGGGUGUAACCUGAAUGUCUCUUUGACCACGAGCUUCAAGUAGUGAAUCUUGUUUAGAUCAUCUUCUGUGAUCCUCUCCUUCUUUUCCCCGAGUGUUGUCCUAAUCUCUUCUUGCACUUUCUUCAUAACUCUCGGGUUUUUCAUCAGCUCUGUCAUCGCCCAGACCAACGCGAUGACACUUGUGUUUACUUCCGCAAGAAAUAUGUACCGUGAUGAUUCCUCUGAGAUAUUCCGUAGUGAGUUUGAAAGAAUCUUCAUCUUUCUCUUCCUUUUUCAUCACAUUGAUCAUCGCGUCCAUGAUAUCUGGGUUCUCUAGUACUGUUCUUCCAGGCUUGAGAUGAUCAUCAAGAACGUUCUGAAAGAAAGUGUCGAGUUCCGAGAAAACCUUUUUCGAUUUCUUUUUCAGACCGAAAAUCCGGUCAAUGAGCCAAACGAAUCCUCUAGGGAGUAAUUUAGAGAAGGAAUCAAACUCAGUGACCAGAUCAAACUUGUGCACAAGAUCCGCGAUGCUAUCUUCAUCUAUGAACUUACA